This is a messenger RNA of Salvia hispanica, 1717 nucleotides long. Lineage: Eukaryota; Viridiplantae; Streptophyta; Magnoliopsida; Lamiales; Lamiaceae. The record is from RefSeq and is a predicted model, not a curated record.
CUCUUUAAAAAAAAACCUAAAUCAUCUCUCUCUAAUUCUCUCUCUAAUUCUUCAUCGGAGAUUAGGCAUUUGGAGAAGAUCGUCGGAGAAGAAGCGGAGGCUGCAAAGCACAACCGUUGCAGGUCAAUUCGAUUUCUGUCCACCGAUUAAUUGGGGUAGUGGUUUUUGAGCAGCGUAAAAGCAAUCACAAAUCCUUUAAUGACUAUAAACCUCAGCAUUCGGUUUGCCUUGCUUGAAGGUUGAAAGCGAGGGAGAUAUUUGUGCUCUUCCACUUUGUCCAUUCGCAAAGUCUUUGAUAUCAUCGACAUUCAGAAACAAAGAGCUGAAACUUCGACUUUAUCCAAUUCUGUUGUCAUUUCGGAACGCCUUCUUCUCCAUUUCUCGUCAGAAAUGCCCCGAGGAGCAUCUAUUAGACGGCGCUUAAAUGAUUCUUCACUCUCAGGGGAUCAUCCACCACUCUCGGGUGAUCAUCCACCACUCUCGGGUGAUCAUCCACCACUCUCAGAAAUGGCUCAAGGAGCAUCUAGUGGACGCUCCAAUGAUCCUUCACUCUCCAAUGAUCCUUCACUCUCCGGUGAUCAUCCACCACUGGAUAAUGAGGAAGGAGAAUCGGCAACACAUCAUAUAGAAGGGCAUGAUACAACAAGUAACUCCCUGAACGAGUCAGCCGAAGAAGAGCCUACAGAGCCUACACAUGAUGCACGCGGCCGCCCAUUCAUACAUCUUAGGGGGAAAUACUUGGAACCUUCCGGCGUCGUGGCAAGCAUAUGCACUUACAAUUUCAAGCAGAUUGUUGACCCGGUUGGAUACAGCCAAAAAACUCUAACCGAGGAAUACAUUAACUUGUAUUGGGCUGAAUUUAAGAAAUUUGCUAAUUGUGAGGCAUAUGAUCAAGACGAGUGUAAGAAGGCUUUUGUUAGCAAGUGUAAACUCAGAUACGGAGAUUUUAUUAGCUAUUAUAAAAAGAAGACAAAGAAACCUUCUUUUUACACGGAUGCCCAAUGGGCGAAUUACCAGAAAGGCUGGAAUUUACCCGAGAGUAUUGCAGCUUCUGAGAGGUGCUCUGAAAACCGUAGACAAGGGCUUGAGACCGCGCUUGGCACACAUUGUAAUGGAUGUACAUCAUUUGCCGAGACAGCAGCAAAAAUGGCUAAAGAGAACAAUGGAAAGCUUCCUCCAUUUAUGGAUUUCUUUCUACAGACCCACAAGCUAAGGAAUGGAAAAAACGGUGAUUCACAAGGCAACUUGUGUUCGCAACGUGCUCAACAAAUUGUAGAUGACGUUAUGGCACGGGUUGAAGAACUACGGGAUGAAGGAAUAGAGAACCCGGAUCAUGAAGCCAUCUUCUUGGAGCUUUUUGGGAAGGUGAAGAAAAGAAAACAAAUCUCUGGCGCGGGGCAAGCCACAAGCAUAUUCUUCCCAUUGGCUACUUACUCAUCCGUGGGUUCUAACCGCGUCAAUGCUAGCCAGAUCGAUGAAAUAGUCGAGCAACGCGUUAAAGAACAUCGUGAUCAAAUGAAGCUACAAAUUGAAAUGGUGCAAGCCGAUUCAGAUCGGAAAAUUGCACUAGUGCGUGAGGAAGCGGCUACGAGGGAGCAACAAAUGCGAGAGGAAGCGGCUAAAAUGCGAGAGGAAGCGGCUACGAGGGAGCAACAAAUGGAAGAACGAAUGAUGCGCCUUUUAAAUGAAAAAUUGGGACAAUUGAAAAAUGUGUAGU